AUGGCGGAUGCGGCGUUUGUGGCAGACAACCAUGGUGCGUGGCUGAAGUUUGUGCCGAGUUCCAUGUUAGAUGAGCAAUGGGAGGUGGCGGCCAAAACACCCGAGGCUGUGCUUUCUCAUCGCUCAUGCCCUUGGGGUGGUCACCUCAUCAAGAUCGACUCAAAGAGCAUCUUCAUUCAGAAAGCUCCGGAAAAUUCCUGCGACGUCCUGGUGCGACCCGAAGUGCAAGCCACGUUUGAAGGCGAUAUGGAAAUGACUCUUAGGUGCUUGGAAACCCAUGCGCCUGGCGAUGCGCUUAUCGAACGGACCAAUUCCAUGUGGAUCCUCCGUUUCGCAGCCGUCCUUUUUGGCAGCUGUCAUGACUCCUUCGCGUACCGCUUCUAUCACAAGCUCCCUGUGUUGUCGCAACACCGGCUUUACAAGGAUUUCCCUGAGCCAGGAGACUGUACCUACUUCGCAUUAGAAGGCUUUUGGACCAUGCGCCGUGUGCCAGGUUCGGUCAGUCACUAUCGUUCGGUCCUCGUGUUCAAUACACCUGAAGACAAAUGGGCAACUUGGGCUUCACCAUUUUAUCCUGGUUUCACAAAUAUGUUCCACAAAGUAGCCGACAAAGUGUUGAACAGCCCCACAAUCAGAGACCUGCGAGCCACUGAUGCCAACAUGUACUCGGUCCUGACUCUGCAGAGCUUCAAUCGCGGGCACCCCAUGGUCCCGCAGAGCAAGCCUUGUGAAGACUCUGUCACUGUUGCAGCUGGCGAACAUCUCGGCUUGGUGUCUUGGACCCGUUUCAAACCUCAUGAGAAGUUCCACCUGAGUGAGUACAUGCGGGACUUUACGGAGCGGCUGGGGCACCAGUUGCAGACGUAUGGGGUGAUGGAUGGCCGCAAGCUUGUUCGAUACCAGUGUGUGGUGGUCCGGCAGCAGUGGGAUGAGUUGAGGACACCUUUCUUUGAAGCCUUCCAGGUUCAGAAAGCAGCCUACCGCCGUGCAAAUGGAGGAACAACAGCACCAAGCUUGGUAGAAGAUGCUGCUCCACGUGUUGUUUUGCGUGAUUUUAGUUGCUGUGCUCAGCCAGUGGGCAUCAAAACCAUCGUGCGCAAGACCUUCAUUGUGCCAAUGUUGGGUUUGGACAUGGAUGGGGCAGAUGGAUCUCAAGAUCAGCAGAAAGAUCGCAGGGCCAAUCCCAAGUUCAUGCUAGGCGUGUCUCGUGCAGAUCCAGAAAGCAUGGCGGCUGUGGGGCCUGUGGCAGACAACCAUGGCAGUGCUCUUUCAUCGCUCAUGCCCUUGGGUGGUCACCUGAUCAAGAUCGACUCAAAGAGCAUUUUCGUUGAAAAAACUCCAGAAAAUCCAUGCGACGUCUUGGUGCGACCAGAAGUGGAAGCCAGCAGAAACUCGGUUCUUUUCGGCAACUGUCAUCACUCCUUUGAGGACCGCAUCUAUCACAAAUUUCCCGUGUUGUCACAGCACCGGCUGGACAGAGAUUUUCCCGAACCGGAGGUGCCGCAUACUUUUCAGCAGAAGCAAUGUGGAUCAAUGCGCUGUUUGCCAGAUUCUUCGCACCGUCGCUACCGUUCGAUCCUUGUGUUCGGCACGCCGGAAGACAAAUGGGCAACUUGGGUUUCGCCGCUUUUCCCUGCUUUCACUUAUAUGCUCCACAGCACUGUGGAGAGAGUGCUGAACGGCCCCAACAUUCGGGACCUGCGAGCCACUGAUGCCAACAUGUACUCGGUCCUGACUCUGCAGAGCUUCAAUCGCGGGCACCCCAUGGUCCCGCAGAGCAAGCCUUGUGAAGACUCUGUCACUGUUGCAGCUGGCGAACAUCUCGGCUUGGUGUCUUGGACCCGUUUCAAACCUCAUGAGAAGUUCCACCUGAGUGAGUACAUGCGGGACUUUACGGAGCGGCUGGGGCACCAGUUGCAGACGUAUGGGGUGAUGGAUGGCCGCGAGCUUGUUCGAUACCAGUGUGUGGUGGUCCGGCAGCAGUGGGAUGAGUUGAGGACACCUUUCUUUGAAGCCUUCCAGGUUCAGAAAGCAGCCUACCGCCGUGCAAAUGGAGGAACAACAGCACCAAGCUUGGUAGAAGAUGCUGCUCCACGCUUUGUUUUGCGUCAUUUCAGUUGCUGUGCUCAGCCAGUGGGCAUCAAAACCAUCGUGCGCAAGACCUUCAUUGAGCUUGAUGAAGGUUCAGACCAUUCUGCUGGCUGCCUCAAGCGAAGCAACUCGACAGGUGCCAAUGUUGGGUUUCGAUAUGGACGCGUCAGGAAUGGGACGCCAGAGAUUGCAGCAGAUGUUGAAUCCGUAGAGGCACAGCAAUGGGACACUGGAGGCUUCACUUCGGUCAGAGGCAUGGCAGAUGUAGCGCCGACAGACAACUAUGGUGCGUGGCUGAAGUUUGCGCCGAGUUGCAUGUCAGAUGCGCAGUGGGAGGUGGCCGCUGAAACGCCCGAGGCUGUGCUUUCUCAUCGCUCAUGCCCUUGGGGUGGUCACCUCAUCAAGAUCGACUCAAAGAGCAUCUUCAUCCAACAAGCUCCGGAAGAUCCCACCAGCGUCAUGGUACGCCCUGAAGUUCGGGCGAUGGUGCCCCCGGGCCUGGGCAGGACGUCUGGCUGCGAGGUGGAUCUGCAGCACCUCGAAACCUAUGCGCCCGGUGAUGCCUUGAUCCAUCGCAGAAAUUCCAUGUGGAUCCUGCGCUUAGGCGCUGUCCUUUUCGGCAGCAGUCGUCACGCCUCUGAGGACCGCAUCUAUCACAAGCUCCCUGUGUCGUCGCAACACCGGCUUUACAAGGAUUUCCCUGAGCCAGGAGAUUGUAGCUACUUUGCAUUGGAAUCCGUGUGGAUCCUGCGCCGUGUGCCAGGUUCGGUGAGUCACUAUCGUUCGGUCUGUGUGUUCACUACACCCGAAGACACAUGGGCAACUUGGGCUUUGCCCCUUUUCCCUGCUUUCACUCAUAUGCUCCACAACGCUCUGGAUAGAAUGCUUAAUGGUCCCUCGAUAAGGGACAUGCGGGCCAUUGAUGCAAACAUGUACCUGGUCCUCUCACUGCGAAGCUUCAAUCGUGGACACCCGAUGAUUCCUGCCAAUGACCCUGCUUCGGAGGAAUCUUUCAACAUUUCGGCAGGCGAACAUCUCGGCUUGGUGUCUUGGACCCGUUUCAAGUCUGAUGAGAAGUUCCACUUGAGCGGGUACAUGCGGUGCUUCAUGGAGCGGCUGGGGCACCAGUUGAAGACAUACGAGGUGAUGGAUGGCCGCAAGCUCGUCAACUACCAGUGUGUUGUCGUGCGGCAGGAGUGGGAGCAGCUGAGAACAUCUUUCUAUCAGGCUUUCAAGGUGCAGAAAGCAGCCUACCGCCAUGCCAACGGGGGAACUUCCACACCAAGCUUGGUAGCCGAUGCUGCUCCACGCUUUGCUUUGCGCGAGUUCAGUUGCUGUGCCCAGCCACAGGGCAUCAAAACUGUCGUGCGCAAGACCUUCAUUGACCUUGAUGAAGAUUCAGACGAUUCCGCUGACUGCCUAAAGCGAAGCAACUCCACCGGUGAAGUAAUGACCUUGUACUUUGUAUAG
Molecule: messenger RNA, 3561 nt
Organism: Cladocopium goreaui
Lineage: Eukaryota; Dinophyceae; Suessiales; Symbiodiniaceae
Source: the annotation of a GenBank genome assembly